Umbelopsis ramanniana AG is the source of this 1234-nucleotide messenger RNA. RefSeq lists its product as uncharacterized. The record is from RefSeq and is a predicted model, not a curated record. Bases 76 to 996 code for a protein of 306 amino acids. NCBI's taxonomy places the organism in Eukaryota, Fungi, Mucoromycota, Umbelopsidomycetes, Umbelopsidales, Umbelopsidaceae. The transcript has a single exon.
AUUCCCACUACAGUCGAAAAGUUCCGUCUUUCCCCUCUUCUACAUCUUUCUUACACUCAUUCACUUUUCAACGGAAUGCGCACCUUCAGCUCUGUUACAUUAUUUGCAGCCGCUGCCUUUGUUGGCAGUCAGAUAUCAUCCGUCGUUGCUGGCGGUGGUCAGACGGUUGAAAUUGUCAACUCUUCAAACUUCUGUUUCUUUUUGCCACCACCUGGAUCAAGUGACAUGAACAUUUCUGAUAACGAAGGUGAUGCUGUCGCCUACUGCAAAGGUAGCACUCCCAAGGUUUCCGAUUCCAAUACAUUCCCUUCAGGUUUCAUUUUGUCCGCUCACGUCGUCACCACCAGUGACUACAUUCAAGUCACUGGCCAAAUUGACCCCACCAAGGCUGGUCUUAAUGCCAAUGAUGAUGGUGGUCAGUAUGAUAUUAUGGCCCCUAAGGGAGCCACCUGUGCUGGAUAUGCUUAUUUCGUCAACCUUGUCGAACCUUCCGGCAAUGAUUACUGUAUCAGAUGUUGUAAUACCGAGACCAACUGCAACCGUGGUAUCUCUCAAGAUGGAUGCGCUCGUGUUGUCCCUGGCGACUAUUCUGGACCAGGUGUCGAUAGCAGCAGCGAUUCCACUAGCAGCACUUCCUCAGCUCAAGAGACCAAAACUACUACCACCGAAGCUGCAGCUGCCACCACCACUUCCGACCCUACUGAUUCUACCACCACUACCACCGCCGAUGACAGCAGCAGCACCACCAGCUCUGUCGACGCUGCUGCCAGUGCCCUUAUUACUUCUAGCGUGCCUGCUUCUUCCUCAGUCGUUCCUUCUACCUCUGUUGCAAUCGUUUCCGCUUCCUCUUCCUCUUCCAUCGGUAUUGCCACCACCAAUCUACCCACCGAGAGCGUUAGCGCACAAUCUGUCAAUGCCGCUAUUUCCACCGCUCCCAUCACUUUCACCACUUUGGCACUAGGCGGUGGCAUUGUUGCACUCAUGCAAUUUAUUUAAAAUACCAUUUAUUCCCAAAUCAAUAUAGUGUAGUGAGGUCUAAUAGCUAUACAGCUUAGUUUAUUUAUCUGAAUUGAAGACCAGACACUCAAACCAACUAAUUGCUCAUUGUAUCUCAUUGUAAUUUUUUUUUUUGCUCGUACUUUCACCAUUUCAUGUAUAGAUCGAUAACCCAAAAGACAUUAAACAUCUCAAAAUGGGAUUUUUUAAUUCAUCUGUAUGCAUAGCCUCGUGUUAU